UGUUGGGUUCUCCGAGCAAGGAAACUCAGACACCCACAAUUCACCGCGGGUGGUUACGUAACGUUCUAGCGCCGUUGGAAAAGCCGUUGACAGCCGUGAAGAAGUAGGCCGAAGCGGGUAAACAAAACAAAUAUACGAGAAAGCGCUAAAGCGGCUUCAAUGUUGGAGCUAAGUCGAUACGUUUAAAAUGUGAGAGUGUUUUAUAAAGCGGUGCGGGAUCCGUUGAGGCAGAAAACCGUCAGAAAAAAGGGCGUGCACCCGCAGCUAACUGGCGCUAGCGAGUUAGCAUCGUUCGAAGCCGCUCAGGUGAAACAGGUAGGCGGCUAGUGAGCAGCCAUGUCGUCCCCGUCUUCCUCCUCCAGGCGCCAGUGGUGCUACCUGUGCGACCUGCCCAAGAUGCCGUGGACCGUGGUGUGGGACUUCAGCGAGGUGGUGUGCCGGGGUUGCGUUAACUACGAGGGAGCCAACCAGAUCGAAUUCCUCAUCACGAGCGCCCGACAGCUGAAGCGGAGCCACGGCAUGCAGGACGGGACCGUCCGCUCGCCCGGUCCCUCUCCGAGUAAACACGGCGCGUUGGCCGGAAGACCCGAGUCCGCCGCGGACGGUGGCAGGCAGCACACCGACCGCUUCGACAGGGGUGGAAGAGGAGAGAGUACCGGAUCAUCCGGUGGUCGCGUGCCACCCAACGGGCUCCACCGCGACGGCCAGCCGCCUCCGGAGGUGAACCGUCAGAGCCCCAGCAGCAGCCGGAGACCCAUGAUAGGCGCUGCCAUCCCCCCCAGUUUGGUAACUCAAAGUAUCGCAGGGAUUCCCCAGGGGCUGCUAGCCGGCAUGCCAGCGGGCCUGACCGCCAGGACAGCUCCUAUGAGCAGCCCCAUGAUCUUCCCCGCGCCGGUGCUGGCUGAGAUGAGCCGCAGGCAGCUCGGGAUGGGGAUGGGAAUAUCCCCCUUCAUCACUCCAGAGCUGGAGCGAGAACUCAGCUCCUCCCAGAACCAAGCCAAGUCACAGACCCAGCCUGGCACCAGUUCCAGCAAGAGUACAAGUCUGCCUUCGUCGUCUUUCUCCAUGGCUGGAGGGGUGAGCCAGACGAGCCCCAAGCCUGCUUCAUCUCCAGCCAGGCAGCCACGGCCUCCAACUGUGAGGUCUGGAGGGGGGGAGCCCCUGGGAUCCAGCACAUCCGCAGAGGCAGCCACCACCGCUGCAGCGUUACCCAACAACGGCGCCUCCGAGCUGGGAUCAGCAUCCACCAGCAGCACCCAUCUCACUGGAAACCCUCUGUCCUGCACCCUGUGUCACGAGAGACUUGAAGACACACACUUUGUCCAGUGUCCGUCUGUACCAGGACAUAGGUUCUGCUUCCCCUGCACCAGAGUGUACAUCCAAAGUCGCCGGGGUGAGGGGGAGGUGUACUGCCCCAGCGGUGAGCGCUGUCCAUUGGAUAACUCUCCCAACAGCCCCCCGUGGGCCUUCAUGCAGGGAGAGGUCUCCACCAUACUGGGCACUGGGGCAGCAGGAUCUGCAUCAGCUGCUGCGUCUGGCGUCGGCACAGGGGCUGCACCAACAUCUGGAUCAGGGAGUGGAACAGCUGGAGGUGGGGACGUCACCGUCAAGAAAGAGAGAGAGACGUGAUGGUGAUUUCAGUGGCAGCGAGGGCCCAACACAGCUACAGAUCCAUCACAGGAGGAGAUGUCUACACUGGACCACUGAGGAGGAGCAACACAAGAACCCACGAAUCAGAAGGCUCUAUUACAAAGGUCUCACCUCAGUUGAAUCAGCAUCAUCUAGAGUUUCCAAAGCUGCCUUCUCAUUAUCUCUUUUGAAGCAAGGUUUGAUUAGGACAACUUUUUCUGCCUCCCAAUUCUUUGUUCAGUUGUUUCUCAUCAACUACAUUUAUCAACGUUUAAGUUUGACCUUCAUUUAACCUUUAUUUAUGCAGGCAGGUCAUAAAGGCCUGUUUGAUGCUGUUGGAGUCAGAUAAUGGGCUUUAAUAAACAGAUGAACAGUGGCUACAGCUUAUUGACUUAUAAUAAUUCUAAUAUACCUUUCAUUUGCCAUUAGUAGACAAAAAAAAAACCUCAUCAGAACAAGUGUUGCGUUUAAAAUUUACAACUUUUAAAGUGGUCUCUGACCAAACCUCAGCACCAUCAGAGUUCUUUGAAAGAUGCUUAACAUCACAACAGGAUGAAUACCGGUGAGAUACGAGAGGGUUUGUUUUCUUUACGGUGUGACGGUUUCUAAACGGGCGACAUUGUUGCAUUUGCUUGUUGGGGGGUUUUGCUCGACUGCUCAAGUUCCAGAUAUGUGACGUUUCAGAUAACGCUUCUCAAUUAGCAGCUCCGUGUGGUUCAGUGUUCGUGACGGGACACUCGCGAGAAAACGCACAUUUGACCAAACUGAUACAGAUCUGAUGUUGGAGAGUGUCCCGGGGUCAGCGUCACAUCCUGCGAUGCUGUCCAGGUGCUGACGUUCUGCUGCAAGUGGUCUCGGUGGUUAAUUCUAACAACUCUGAGAUUAUGAGUCAAACCUCCUUCGUCUUGGGCAAUCACUUUAAUCUCGACUCCAAACUUGUAAAGUUCACUUUCCCUGUUCUGUUUGAGGUGGACCGUGUCUCCAAACCAAACGCAGGAAAACACGAAAAGAAGGCGCAACAAUUUCGAUAUGAUGUUUUCUCGUGUUUGUGUCCACGUGUAUUUGAGUCUUCGUGGCAGCGGGGCAGAGAGACACGAGACAAAACGGUUCUUUGUAUUAACAUGUUUCUCUGAAACACAACAUGGAGUGUUGUCAGGCCAAAUUAUUAUUUUUUAAUGCACCUUAUUUUAAAGCUGGUCGCCGUGUCCAGCGUGCGCACAGAGCGGAUUGGAGCUUCAAUGUUUGUGUUAAAGUUCAAAUAUGUCACUCUGAUGCUGACAUGGCUGUUUGUGAUAAAACACACCUAUUGGAAAGCUGCACGGGGACGGGUGUCUUCAAAUAUUCAACUUUCACCUCGUAUCGUCCUGUUCCUCCAGUCUCACCUGCCGGCCCCUGCUACAGACAAAAUACCAACUUUGUGCUCCUCGCGGCGCAUGUUUGUUUCACCUUGUGCUCGUGCAUGGCUAAAUAUUGUAGCGCAAGAAGCGUCAGCACAACAAAAUGUUUGAAAGCAGGAAGUUGGGACUUCAAGUGAAGUUCCCCACAGCUGAAAACUCCUCCAGUAAAACGGAGGCUUCUGGUACCGAGACAGGCGCUAAUGCUAACCCUGCUAACGUGGGAACUUUUUAUUCCUUCGUUUUCAUCAGUCCGUCGAAUGCUUUGCCCAGUAAGGCUGCGCUCACCUGCGACUGUAGGUUCCACUUUAUAACCCUUUCAAAAUAAAACGGCGGCAACAGAUCCUGGCGAGUUGUUUUCCUCCCGUUUGUUGUUUGGUGGAGAGUUGAUUCAUGGGUGUUGAUAAAUAACUCCCGGACUGGAAACGGACGUUUUAUAAAAUAAAUAAUUACGUCUUGACCUUUUAGAUUUGACCAGUUUAAUUAGACUUUAAACGUUUGACCGUCCCUGUUGCGCACUCCGAUAGCUUCAGCUUCUUUCCUGCUGCCGCUACGGAAUAUAAAACCGUAGCAACAGUUCGUACUGACGAACAUCUGUAACAUCAGGACUGCAGAGAAGUAAAAGUUCUCUGCAAAAUAAAACAUGGAUCAAGACUAAAACUAAUUUUAGCUUUGAGAGGCGACACAGAAGGAGGUGAUGCUGUAAAGUCACCUUCAAAGUUUCGUCAUUAAAACCUGUAAAGCAGUGUUUGAUGCUUCUUCAGUUUUAUUCAGCGUGCGCUUCAACCCAGUGUGUCGUACUCAGAGACACAUGAAUGUUGUUCUGUCGGCGUGUCCACCAGCCACGACUGUGUUUAAUAUCUGCUUACGUUCAAAUCCAGCCUUCGCUUUAACCCGAAUGUAUAUGACAAGAUAUCUAUUGAUGGACCCAGGACUAUAUUUUAUACUGGAAUGUUAAAUGUCCUCUAAUGUAAAGAGCUGUUCUGGUAUGUGUGCAAUCCUUUAUUCGUAGUUUAUGCAACUGUUUGAAAAAUGUCUAUUAAAAAAAACAACAUUUGUUUCUUAAAACUUUUUGUUUUGAAGGGAGAAUCCACCCGAUAAAGAUAAAUAUUUUCCGUAAAGCUUCGCCUCGUGCACAGACGUUGAAUGUAUUUGCUCUUUUCAGAGUUUAUUCGAUGGGUGACGUUUAAUCAGAGCAGUUCGUGGAGUUUACGAUUCGGGUUGAUUCUCCCUUCAUGUGCAGAAUGUGCACGCGCAGACCAAAGGUCAUAACCUGAAGUUUGUGGAUGUAAAUGUUUUAUAGAAACUAUACGUUUGUUUCUUGACCACAAACCCACGCCGUACCUUUGGGAUCUCACCGGUUUUUGUGAAAAUCCCUCGGAUCAGGUCCGAAGUAGAAAAACGUCCCGGAAGAAAUGAAAGUUGAGUAGAAUAUGCACGGACACGUCAUGCAAUCCCUCGUUCAAGUGCCUUUUUGAAACCGUUCACCAUCAGUUUGUUUGGGAACCUCAGGGGAAGUCGGACUACAACAAACUAUUUUCAAGUCAGAAUCUCGUUUCCCUUCCGUUCUCUGAAGCGUUUCUUCUGUCUUUACGUACCUUUUAUUUUUCUAGAUCUGUUGGUUUUACUGCAGCUUCAUGUACAAAAUAGAAACCGUAAAUAAACUAG
Messenger RNA from Nematolebias whitei (Rio pearlfish), 4691 nucleotides. RefSeq names its product interferon regulatory factor 2 binding protein 1 (gene irf2bp1). The coding region runs from base 337 to 1629 and encodes 430 amino acids. The transcript has 3 exons. NCBI's taxonomy places the organism in Eukaryota, Metazoa, Chordata, Actinopteri, Cyprinodontiformes, Rivulidae. Gene Ontology annotation, molecular function: transcription corepressor activity. The record is from RefSeq and is a predicted model, not a curated record. Gene Ontology annotation, biological process: regulation of transcription by RNA polymerase II. Gene Ontology annotation, cellular component: nucleus.